AUGGUGGCGUUGAGGAGUCGAGGUAUUGAAGCUGAUAUGUCUUGCCCGUUGUGUAGGCAGUCCAAUGAAUCACUUAUGCAUCUGUUCUGCGAAUGUGGGCUCGUGAUUCCUUUGUGGCAGGAUAUAAUGCAGUGCAAUUUGCCAGGUACUAUUACAGACUUUGCGGCUUGGAUGGCUGGUAAUAUUGCACUCUCUGAUAAUGCCUCCAACCUUAAUUGUAUUGCUCUAUGGUGGUGUAUAUGGCGGAGUCGCAAUGAGAUUGUUUGGAACAAUAAAUCUUGGCAACCAGCACACAUCAAGUUGGAAGUAGCACGUCUUGUACAUGAAUGGCAGGAGAGAAUGGAAGCUUUGAAAGGUGGUGGCGCAAGGCUGGAAAAUACUUCUGCAUCAAACACGGUGUCGGCUGAUAUGUUUAUGCUAUAUGUCGAUGCAGCGGUUUUUACAGCCACACAUGAAGCUAGCUACGGUGUGGUGAUUACACAAGCAAAUGGUAACUUUGUCGCAGCGAAGAAUGGCCAGGUACAAUGCAUGGAUGAUGUUCAUUUAGCUGAGGCCAUAGCUAUCAAGGAAGCUCUCUCUUGGGCUAAGGAGAGAGGUAUUUUAAAAGCUAGAGUACACUCUGAUUGCCAGAUGAUAUGUAAGUUGCUCAAUGGCUCUUUACCAGACUAUACCUACGCCGGCUGUAUCCUAAGUGAAUGCCGAGAUCUUCAACGACACUUUGAUAUAGUGUCUAUUCAGUAUGUUUCGAGAUCAGUGAAUAUGGCGGCUCAUGCUUUGGCUAGAGCGGCACGUUCGCAACCUGAUCCUAUGAUUUGGUCUAUUUCUUUACCGCGUUGUAUUGAACAUUUGUUUUAA
Molecule: messenger RNA, 855 nt
Organism: Ipomoea nil (Japanese morning glory)
Lineage: Eukaryota; Viridiplantae; Streptophyta; Magnoliopsida; Solanales; Convolvulaceae
Exons: 1
Coding region: 1-855 (284 amino acids)
Molecular function (GO): nucleic acid binding; RNA-DNA hybrid ribonuclease activity
Source: RefSeq, a predicted model, not a curated record